AUGAAACCCGGCGUCAAUCCAUAUACGGUGUUGGGAAUUGAGCGAGGAUGCACGGAAAAGGAAAUUCAGAAGGCUUAUCGAUUACAGUGCCUCAAAUGGCAUCCGGAUAAGAAUUUGGAUAGAAAAGAAGAAGCUGAACGCCGAUUUAUUGAAGCAAAAGAGGCUUUCGAGUUUCUAUUUGAUAAAACUAAGCGAGAGGAAUAUGACCGGUCGGCUGAAAGGGUCCGAGUGGCCGAGGAAAAGCAUCGAGAACGAAUGGAAAAAGCCGACGGAGCAAGAAGAAAGUUCAUUGAUGAUUUGGAAAAGAGAGAGAAGGCGUUUGCGGAGAGUUUGAAGCGGCCGAAUGGAGGCGCGCCUUUGAAUCCGGCGCAAGAAGCGAAGAAGCGCAAAAUGGAGGAAUUGAGGAUUCGAGAAGAAAUGGAAGAGAUUCGGAAGCAGCUCGAAAAAGAGGCGAAUGAGGAGGUGAAACGGCAAAUGGAACGCGUUCAGAAGGCGCAUUCGACGCACAAAGAAAAAAUUGAUGAAAAUGUGACACCGAAAUUAAUGGUUAAAUGGAAGGCGACGUCUGAUGAAGAUUAUGAUGAAGCAGCACUCAAAAUUAUCUUUGAGCCGUACGGCAAAAUUGCGAAUAUUUCAUCGAUCAUCGUGAAAAAGCAGCGGCGAAAGUGCAUCAUUGAGUUUGUGCACGGCGAAAACGCGUGGGGUGCUGAAACCGAGACGGGCAUUUCGUCAGAAUUGGAAAUUUCCGCUGAAUGGAUCGAUCCGCCGUCGAAACCCGCCUCGAAUAAUCCGAUUAUUGAUUACGAUGGAAUGUCGCUGGAAGAUCUUGAAGCUAGCAUUCUUUAA
This is a messenger RNA of Caenorhabditis bovis, 846 nucleotides long. The record is from the annotation of a GenBank genome assembly. Lineage: Eukaryota; Metazoa; Nematoda; Chromadorea; Rhabditida; Rhabditidae.